GACACCUUACCAACCCCAGUCAAUUUGCAUAGGUGGAGGAUGAGGGAGGACCCACUGUGCAGGAUGUACGGCGGGAAAGGAACAACGGCGCACAUUCUGUCAGGGUGUAAGACCGCAUUGACACAGGGGAGAUACAGGUGGCGCCAUGAAAAGGUCUUGGCAGUGCUUGCAGACAUUCUAGAGCAAGAAAGGAGGAAGAAACAACCAGCCAAAGCCCGACCACUGCUGAGCAACAUCGUCUUUGUGAAAGAGGGCCAAAGACCUGUCAUCCACAGCCAAGUCAGGCAGAAUCUCCUGCAGUCAGCCCAGGGAUGGGAAAUGGAGGUUGAUCUUGGGAGGAAACUCCACUUCCCCAAGGUGGUGUUGUGCACAACACUACGGCCGGACAUCAUCAUGUGGUCUCCAGAGGGAGGGAAGAUCAUUCUAGGGGAGUUGAUAGAGCCGUGGGAGGAGGGCUGUGAGGAAGCUGCAGAGAGGAAAAAACCCAAAUCCCAGAAACUUGUUCAAGACUGCCGGGACAAAGGGUGGACGGCGUGGCUGAUGACGGUGGAAGUCAGAUGUCAGGGAUUCCCUGCUCAAUCUGCAUGGAAUUUAUUAACAAAGGUUGGAUUGAGGGGCCACUUAAGGAAAGCAGCCAUUCGUAGGCUGGGAGAAGCGUCAGAGAGAGCCUCCUGUUGGCUAUGGCACAAGGGAGAGGACAUAAGCUGGAAGCCUGGAAGAGAGGGGCAGUGACCUGGCCAGUCACUGCUGGCCCGCCAGCUGGAGGGUGUUGUGGUUAAGGGUCGAAACACCCAGUGAAGGUUGAGCACCACCUGAUGACCUCUCUCCCUGGCCAAGGCUUCAUCCAUUAGAAAUGGGGAACAAUCCGUGGGCAGUUUUUACAAUCUCCAUGGUUACACUGCAGGUCACAGGGGAAAUGGAGACAGGAUGUGGUUUCAGGUUUGAGGUGAGGAAGUUAUUUCUUUGCUUCAGCAGCUAAGCGCAACAUUAUGUCUGUUAAUAUAACAGAACUCUUUAACUUUUUCCUCAACCUAGAAGUGAACAGUUUAAGAGCCUUUAAAUAUUCCACCUAGAGAAAAAUAAAGAAAGACACAAUUUGUAACAGGGAGAGCUUUGAAAACCAUUUCCUCAGUUGUUAUGCAAUUCAGAAAAGCAGGUACAUAAGCCAUGUAUGUAUUUUUAUGUGCAGUCUCUGCAGUGUAUGAGAAUGUGGAAUUACUUAAAGGGAUGGUUCGCUCAUAAAUGAGAAUUUUGUCAUCAUUUACUCACUCUCAGUUCAAACUCAUAACUUUCUUCCCUAAAUGAAACACAAAAGAAGACAUUUUGAAGAACUAUACUCCCAUUUGCAUGCUUUGACAAUAAAUGGGUACUGAAGAUGUCCAGCCUAAAGAGGGCCCCACAACCCCAUACAAUAUA
Pimephales promelas (fathead minnow) is the source of this 1416-nucleotide messenger RNA. The record is from RefSeq and is a predicted model, not a curated record. Lineage: Eukaryota; Metazoa; Chordata; Actinopteri; Cypriniformes; Leuciscidae.